Molecule: messenger RNA, 3401 nt
Organism: Trichosurus vulpecula (common brushtail)
Lineage: Eukaryota; Metazoa; Chordata; Mammalia; Diprotodontia; Phalangeridae
Gene: SLAMF9
Product: SLAM family member 9
Exons: 4
Coding region: 60-947 (295 amino acids)
Biological process (GO): T cell activation
Cellular component (GO): external side of plasma membrane
Source: RefSeq, a predicted model, not a curated record
UAUGUCCUAUAGCUCCUGAGGCAUUGCAUCCUGAAACCAAAUCCUAGGGCAUUGCCAGGAUGAAGGUCCCUCCUUGGCUCUUAUUCUUCCUUAUGCUUCUCCACCCCCAGGAAGGAGAAGGACAAUCUGGAGAGGACCCUGAUACAGAAGAGCUCAUGGCAGUCCUGGGGGAGUCAAUCACUCUCCCCAUGAACAUCCCAGAAGGUGAACAAAUUGGGAAAAUUAUUUGGAUUUUCAAAUCACCUCUUGCCACCAUUAAGGAAGGAGCCGCUGGAGAGCCCACCAUCACUGUAUCUGACCCUCGCUAUAAGGUCCUAGUGAAUAGCCCUGACCAGAUCUACUCCCUGCAGAUCAGUAACCUGAGCAAGGAGGAUGAGGGAAUCUACAGAGCAAAUAUAUUCACUGAGGGUCCCCUGGACACCAUCACUCGGAAGUUCACCCUACACAUCUACCGACGACUUCCAAAGCCCAAAAUCACCAUAUACUUGGAGAUCUCAGAGGAGUCCAUGUGCAACGUCACCUUAAAAUGUCAUGUGGAUGGGAGUGGAGAUGAUGAGGAGUACGGCUGGACACCCCUGGGAGCAAGGACUAUUGUUUCUGAUGGGGGCUCUGUCCUCCACCUCUCCUGGAAGCCUGGAGACAGUGACUUCACUUCUACUUGUGUAGUCAGAAACCCUGUCAGCAUCAGUUCCCACUCCCUACAAGCUGGGCAUUUCUGCACAGGCUCCAGAAGUUCAUCUUCAACAUCAUGUUCCCCCCUGACAAAGGGACUUUUCAUCCUGUUACUCUUAGGGAUCUUAAUAGUUGGGAUUAUCGUAACUAGGAUUUUAACAAAAAAUAAAAAGACAAUCACAAGAAUUCACAGGCAGAUGAAGCUGAGAAAGAAUGUCAAGCGACAAAAAAUGCGAGCAAAGGAGUUUCCAUUAGCAGGUCACACCUCUGAAUGACGGACAGGCUCAGGGCCUGAGCCCCGGAUGGGGAGGCCCAUCCCACCCCAUUCCCUUGCUAUAUGUUUCCUCUUUGGGAGCCUUCUUGGGAAUAUUUUCUCAGGGACUUUUCUCCCUCUUGAAGACUUUAUGAGAGCCAUCAGGCAGGAACUCCAAAAGUUCUCACUAUCUUAGGAAAGAGGUUCAGGCAAUAAAAUCAAGUCAAAUGAAAAUGACCAGAACUGCUCUUUUCCCCCCCUCUCUAUCUUUAAAAAUUCUUUGUUAUAGAGGUGGCAUUUUGGGUGAAGGAGGGAGAGGGAGAUAUUGGAAAAGGUAAGUGAUGCACCAAAUAAAAGAGAACAGCAGAACAAUUAAGAAAAAAGAAGAGUAAAAAAAAAAUUCAGAAGAGUUUUGCCCUGAGCCUGUCAAUCUAUUCUUUUCCCGCCGGUGGGGCUGGACUUUAUUGAAAACUAUUUCCCUAUUCUCUCCAAGUCUCUCUUCCUUCUUGCAGCAUUCCCUUCCCAGACUGGCUAGGUCCGUCUUCCAAUCUGGGAGGAAAAGUAAAUCUGACAAAUGCACUUACAGUAAGUGUUAGUGGCUUAAUAUGCUAAUUCUCCCAAGAGAACUUACCUUUAAAAAGAUAACAGGGAAUAAUUUGGAAUCUAGUGCAAGGAAAUCUUUGAGAGAGGAAUUUUAGCCAGGGGAAGGGUGGAAACAUCUUUCGUCUGUCGGUGUCCACCUUCCUGGAGUUAUGGUCUUUUUGUCUUUUCCACUCCAAAAUCCUUUUACCUCUAGUAGAUGAGUCCACUUAAUAUCUACCCUUUGGUUCAUCCCUUCUUCCGGUCUGGGGACACUUCAACCUGAGUGAGAACCCCAGGUGAGAAGGAACCAGCAAUAUUCCCCGCCCCCCACUCCACCCCCUUCUUUAUCUGCCCAAGCUUCCUUAACUCUGCUCAGUAUUAUUACGACUUGAACCAGCUGUUACUAUGGUUCCUAGCCUCUCAAGACCCUUUGAUCCUCCUCAUCAUGGCCCAAAUAUGGACAAAUCUCUUUUCCCCCUAGUUCAGCUGAGGCAAAGAUGGAAUUAUUCAAAUGAAAGUUGAGCAAAAAGCAACUCAAACCCAAAAAGACCUGAUCAUAUCAGUCCCCUUCUUAAAUACUUUUAAUGGUUUCCCUUUACCUAAGUGUUAUAGGAAUUUGUGAUUUCUUUUUAUUAUUCAGGACUCAGGGCCAUUCCUCCGGCAAUUUUUGGUUAACUAAAAGUCUGUUUUAAUAUUGACCUUCACCUGAACAAAAGCUUUCUCUUGGGAUAUAAAAAUUUAUCUAAGAGCCUUAAGUAUUCCUUAGAUGAGAAGGCAGAGGAAGAAUUUCCACUGUCCCUGACUCCUUAAGUGGCAUUCUCCUCAAGCAGUCUAUUUGAAAUCUUCUAAAUGUAGUAUAAUCUAUAACUUGAUUUAGUUUCUCUAUAGAGUUUGUUUGACUUGGCUUGUUUCCUUAGGGGAUGUGUGAAUUUAUGACUGUUUGAGAUUGUUCAACUUUUGUGACUCUGAAGGAAGUAUGGGAUUAGGGAUCUAUCCUCUCUUUAACUCUGACGGCCUAAGAUGAAUGUGCAAGAUUGCAAUAUGUAAAGAAAUUCUUUUUCCAUCACUCUGAUUUAAUUUUUCCUACAAGAAGACUUGUAAGAAUCCUAAUCAGGGUUCAGGUGAACCUGUGCUUGAGCAUAAUAAUCAAACCUAGGUUUUUACCUUCAUAAUUUCUGUGUUGUGGUAAAUAUAUUGGCCGCAGUUACCUAGCGCAUGAACUCAGGAAACACUUCUCCCACAACAAAGAGAUAGGGAUGCGCCCUGCAAUUCAACUGGUACAAAAAAGAUACUUCUGACGAGGAAACUCCCCCUACGUAUGCAGGUUGGCACCUUUUUUGUAACUGCUAGCCUUUGAGAAAUGCCUAUUCUCUAGGCCCUAGAACACAGAGGGGAUAAGUGAUUUAACUGAGAGGCAAAAAGAUGUAGUGAGACUUAAGAGUCAGGAAGAGCUGGUUUUAAACUCAUUUCAGAUAUUUAAGUAGCUAUGUGACCCUGGGCAAAGUCACUUCAUUCCUGGGCUUCAGUUUCUUCAUCUGUAACGUGAGGGAGGUGGACUUGAUCACUUCCACAACGCCUUCUAGCUUAGUCUCUAUGACUUUCCCAAGGUCAUGGGAUUAGAUUUUAGGGAGAUUACAUCUUGGGUCUUCUUGGUUCUCACACCAGGUCUCUAUCUAUGGUAUUUCCAUGGAUGUACUGGAGAUAGCUCAAAAGGCUUCUUAAUUUUUCAGUAUUAGCAUUUUCACCUUGGAAAUCUGCAAAUACUUUGAAUCAGGGCUUGAUUUAUUGUUUUGUUGAUUGUCUAGACUUAAUCUGAUUUCAAUCUAACUGUUCAAUUUCCAUUUGUGUACCAUAUGUUCAAAUAAACUGGAUUAUUUCUGUGUCCCCAAUUGCA